AUGGCUCUGAAGAAAACAGCGGCCCAGACGACGGCAAUCAAGCAGAUCAUCAAGAGGUGUUCCAGUUUCGGGAAGAAACAACAUGGGUACGAUGACGGCACCGGUUUGCCGCAUGAUGUCCCAAAAGGCCACUUCGUGGUUUACGUGGGAGAGAACCGGAGCCGAUACGUUAUCCCCAUUUCGUGGCUGAGCCACCCGGAGUUUCAGUCGUUGCUCCACAGAGCCGCCGAGGAAUUCGGCUUUAGCCACGAUAUGGGCCUCACUAUCCCCUGCGACGAACACGAUUUCUGCUCCGUCAUCUCCAUCAUCAGAUCAUAA
Ipomoea triloba (trilobed morning glory) is the source of this 318-nucleotide messenger RNA. Its product is annotated as auxin-responsive protein SAUR50-like. The record is from RefSeq and is a predicted model, not a curated record. Bases 1 to 318 code for a protein of 105 amino acids. NCBI's taxonomy places the organism in Eukaryota, Viridiplantae, Streptophyta, Magnoliopsida, Solanales, Convolvulaceae. Gene Ontology annotation, biological process: response to auxin. The transcript has a single exon.